GAGGAGUUCAUGGCCAAAGAAGACAACAACUUUCAAAUGAAAUCCGAACAACCUUAGUUGAUCAUGUCAUUAACCAUGGGCUGACAAUGCGAGAGGCUGGACAGAGAGUGCAGCCCAACUUGAGCCGUUUUACUGUCGCCUCUGUCAUCCGGACAUUUAGACUGGAGCACAGUAGAGUAAAUUGUGUAUAUUUCUUUCUUUCUUUCUUUCUUUCUUUCUUUCUAAAGGACUGAGAGACGCAACCAUGGUGGAGGAAGGGGCCAAAUGUUCACCGGGGUACAGGAAGAUGCCAUUGUAAACUUGGUUUUGGAAAAUAAUGAAAUCGGAUUACGAGAAAUUCAAAGCCACAUCAUCCAAGACAGCACCAUAUUCAACAACAUUCAACGAGUCAGUCCGGCCACAUUGGCUCGCAUUCUCAAGCGAAACAAAAUCCGAAUGAAACAACUUUAUAAGGUGCCAUUUGAGAGAAACUCUCAAAGAAACAAAGAGCGCAGACGAGCAUAUGUAGAUGGAGUACUGGAAAUGGAUGCUCAUGCAAUCCCACAUGAGUUCAUCUUUAUAGAUGAGGCUGGGUUCAACCUAGCAAAGACCAGAAGAAGGGGGAGAAAUGUCAUUGGCCACAAAGCCAUUAUAGAUGUUCCUGGCCAACGUGGUGGGAACAUUACAACGUGCGCUGCUAUCUCCAAUACACAUGGUGUCCUCCAUCGACAUGCCAACCUUGGACCAUACAACGCAGCCCAUAUUCUCACAUUUCUGGACAGACUCCACAACCUUCUCAUACCACCAGAGUAUAUGAAUGAUGCAGACCAUCAAAGAAACCGGUACGUUGUAGUAUGGGACAACGUGAGCUUUCAUCGUGCCGCCCAGUCCAAAACUGGUUUGCUGACCACCCACCAUUUCUCGUGCAAUACCUCCCACCAUACUCAUCAUUUCUAAACCCCAUAGAAGAGUUCUUUUCGGCAUGGCGGUGGAAGGUAUACGACCAGCAGCCGUUUGUGCGCAUGCCUCUUUUGCAGGCCAUGGAAGAGGCAUGUGAUGAGAUUGAUGUGGGUGUGAUUCAGGGAUGGAUAAGGCACUCAAGGCGUUUCUUCCCUCGAUGUCUGGCAAGGGAAGAUAUUGCCUGUGAUGUGGACGAGGCGUGCGGCAAGAUGCUGCCUAAUUUUUUUUUUCUUGCCUCUUUUUUUUUCUAUUUUUUUUC
Molecule: messenger RNA, 1198 nt
Organism: Perca fluviatilis (European perch)
Lineage: Eukaryota; Metazoa; Chordata; Actinopteri; Perciformes; Percidae
Exons: 3
Coding region: 265-936 (223 amino acids)
Molecular function (GO): nucleic acid binding
Source: RefSeq, a predicted model, not a curated record